AUGGUCGUAUACGGUCUGACAGGCGGAGUAGCCACAGGGAAAACAACAGUUUCUCAAAUUUUUCAGGAACAUUCAAUUCCAGUGAUUGAUGCGGAUCUUAUAGCUCGUGAAGUUGUGCGGCCUGGUGAAUCAGCUUACAAGCAGUUGCGAGCAGAAUUCGGAUCUGAGUAUUUUGAUGAUGAAAAUGGGGGCGAACUGAUCCGCGAGAAAUUAGGAAAACUGAUUUUCUAUGAUUCCAAACAGAGAAAACGUUUGAACCGAAUAACUCACCCAGCUAUACGAUGGAGGAUGUUUUACCAAUUUAUAUACUACUUUUUUACAACAACCAGUUAUGUAAUACUGGAUACUCCUCUCUUGUUUGAAGUUGGAUAUGAUAAGUUUCUGGGCACAACGAUUGUUGUUUGGUGUGAUGGUGACAAAGAACUGACAAGACUGAUGAAACGAGAUCAAUCAACACUAGCGGAUGCCAAAUCUAGGAUCGCUUCACAAAUGUGCAUAGAAGAGAAAAAGAAACGAGCAACAAUCGUGUUAGAUAACAACGGGAGUAAAGAGGAGCUGAGAGAACAAGUCGAGGAGCUGAUAAGGAAGUUGAAUAGCUCUUGGACUCCUUUACUAUGCAGAUUAGCAGUUCCUGGAAUCAUUGCCGGCUUGACCUAUGGUUUUGUUAAAUUUCUAAAAAUGUUUUGA
Messenger RNA from Auanema sp. JU1783, 687 nucleotides. NCBI's taxonomy places the organism in Eukaryota, Metazoa, Nematoda, Chromadorea, Rhabditida, Rhabditidae. The record is from the annotation of a GenBank genome assembly.